This is a messenger RNA of Symbiodinium necroappetens, 1053 nucleotides long. The record is from the annotation of a GenBank genome assembly. NCBI's taxonomy places the organism in Eukaryota, Dinophyceae, Suessiales, Symbiodiniaceae.
AUGGCUCCGCUUGACAUCGCAAGCGCACCACGCGUGGGCGUGAGCAACCUUGUUCGAGGAAGGCCAAACGGCCCACCGUCUUUGAGGGCUUCCAGAAUCGUCGAUCAAUCAUCGCCCCAAUCAUCCGAGACAUCGAGCCUUGGUCGAGGCGAGUUCUUGCAGUUCCUCGGUGUCUCUACCGUGGCGGCCAUCUUCACCGUGGGAUCUUUGCGCUCUCGCGUCCGAGCGCAGGUGCCGGGAGAGCCGAACCUUCUCCUGAAUACUUUCUCCUGUGGCACCACUCCACUCCGAAAUCCCAAAUACCUCGGUGGAGGUGUGCAGGCAGAAGUCUUCUCCGCCGAUACCUCAAACGGCCAGGCGGUGGUAAAACUCAGCCGAGCCAACACCGACUACGCGAUGCGUAGCCUGGAGCACGAGCGGAGAGUCCUGCAGAUCUUGAAUGAUGCCAAGGUUCCAAACAUCGCGCGCUGCGUCGGGUUUGGCGAGGUCACGACGACGGCCGGCCCUCGUCAAGGCAUGGUCUUGACGCCUUGCCUCCCAGGCCGUAACAUCUCGGUGAAGAACGGCUGCGGCAACCCACGGCCGCUGGAGUCGCAGGAGGAAGAUCGCAUGGAAAGGUUCAUGGCAACUGCCGUGCGUGUCCUGGAAGCCGGCGUGGCCGGGGUUGAUGUCCAGGUGCUUCAGUCACCAUCCAGCAAUGACAUGCUUUGGAUUGAUUUCACAGAGGCUGCGUUGUUGAAGAAGCAAGGUCCAAGCAUUUCAGUGGAGGGCCCGUCUAUGAUUUGCCCAGAGUAUCAGAGGCGGUACAAGAGUCCGAAGGAUGCUGUGGUGGGAUUUGCUACAGAAGUCUUCCUCAUGGUUCCAGGAAGCUCGCACGAAUCCGCCGCGAAGGCUUUGGCUGAAGAGUUGCAGGAGCUCGGUGAAAGCCGACAGCGAGGUGUGGGGAAGACGUUCCAAGAUGUUUGGGCAAAGCUUCCAUGGAAGGUCGGUGGGCUGGAAGCUAAGCGCUUGGAGACUGCCGCGAACAGUGCAGCGGGAGUGGUAGCUGCGUGA